GUCAAUACAAAAUGCAUGUAACGUUUGCAACUUUCGCUUUGUACAUGUCCAUUUCAUUCGCACAAUGGAAUGGGAUGGUUAUUGAAAGACGCCACCUGGCGAUCGGUCGCACACUGGAAGCGCGCCAGGAUUUCAACUGUACGAUGGAAAGCACUUGCUCCGAAUGCUACGGUCCUGGAAACGUGCUUUGCAGUGAUGCCGGCUGUUUUGACCCUUCUCAAAGCCAGCAAUGUUGUGCAGAUGGAUCCUACUGCGUGGCAGCCAACAAUAGCUGUUGCGGCAGCGUGGGAGGGGGUGUUACAGGCACCGACGGCGCUGUGGCGACAACCGCAUAUAACGCGUAUUUUAGCUCGUUGACAGCCUCGACCAACACGGCUGUGCCAUGUUUGCCAACCGACACUAAUGAAGAAUGCUGUCAAAAGGUGGGAACGUACAUCAAGUGGUGCGCUGGCGACUGGCCCAAUCAGUCGUGCUAUAAUCCGAAUUCUCAGACUUGUUGCAGUGAUGGGGUUGUUUGUUCUGGUCAGAACUGCUGCAGCUUGGUGAGUGCAGUGGCGACCACCCCCAACCCAACGCAAGCGACAGCACCUCCCAGUUCCUCUAUCUCGAGUAUUGCUGCAAGCACAAUCUUCACGCCAUCAACAACGGCCACGGCCACGGCUACGGCUGCGUCUAGUACUCACACCGGCGGAGCAAAUAGCAUGGACUCGACUUUAAAAGGCUCUAUCUGCAUAGCGAUCGCUGCUAUACUCGCUACAGUAGCACUUUAG
Molecule: messenger RNA, 770 nt
Organism: Talaromyces proteolyticus
Lineage: Eukaryota; Fungi; Ascomycota; Eurotiomycetes; Eurotiales; Trichocomaceae
Exons: 4
Coding region: 12-770 (252 amino acids)
Source: RefSeq, a predicted model, not a curated record